GGUACCGCCCCCUCCCUUGUUGUGCUUUCCUUCCUACCAUUGUAUCUUUUUAGUUUCAUGGUGCUACCUACACAUGUAUUAAUAGUUGUAUAAUCACACUCUGUCCUGCCUGGGGGUUGGGAUGGCAUGUUCCUCCCUUCUCCCUUGUUGUUUACCUGCAACAAUAAACUAUCAAUCAAUCAUUUCACAGGAGCUGCCGAUACAAAGGCCUGGCCGGGAGAAAUCUCAAGCCACCUGUGACAUCAAGAUCAAGACCACGGGCGGGCAGAGAGAACAGACGUGUGUGUGAGCGGCUCCGAGAUUGUUUAGGAACUCCGUCUGCCCUGCUGCAGUGUUGUUGUUUCUCUCCAUCGUUCCACGUCAUCACAUCCAUUCCAUACAUAAUGCUCGGGACAGCCACACUCUUCGAAACCUCACCAUGUACCAGGUCUUGGUCUUGGUCUUGGUGGAUGAAACUGUGGCGCAUGUGAUACUCGGAGAUGGUGAGGGUGGUACUGAGUGAGACGGGCUGGGAUGUGAAUGGGAGGAUUGCAAGAACGGAGAGGGAAUGGAUGCUGCUGCUGCUGCUGGGACUGAGUGCUGAAGCAAGUGGUGCCGAUAUGAAGGCCUGACUCUCCAACGGGUCACCUGAACAGCAAGAGCAAGAGCACACCCACUGAGGCACUGCUGCUGAGUGUAUAUUUGGGUCUUUAGAUGCCAUGGUCCAUGGCCUAACCAGCCCCUGAAACCCUGAAGAAGAAGAAGAGGCUGUGGUCCAUGGCCUAACCAGCCCCUGAAACACUGAAGAAGAAGAAGAGGCUGUGGUCCAUGGCCUAACCAGCCCCUGAAACACUGAAGAAGAAGAAGAGGCUGUGGUCCAUGGCCUAACCAGCCCCUGAAACACUGAAGAAGAAGAAGAGGCUGUGGUCCAUGGCCUAACUGGCCCCCUGAAACACUGAAGAAGAAGAAGAGGCUGUGGUCCAUGGCCUAACCAGCCCCUGAAACACUGAAGAAGAAGAAGAGGCUGUGGUCCAUGGCCUAACCAGCCCCUGAAACACUGAAGAAGAAGAAGAGGCUGUGGUCCAUGGCCUAACUGGCCCCCUGAAACACUGAAGAAGAAGAAGAGGCUGUGGUCCAUGGCCUAACCAGCCCCCGAAACACUGAAGAAGAAGAAUCCUUGUCCCCAAACUGCCUGCUGCCGUCACUGGUACUACGAUUGUGACUACUACUACACUUCCUGUUCACCGCACUGACGACCAAGUCCAGCACAGCAACAACGGCUUCCUUCAGGUGUGGAGAAAAGAGAACGAGGACAACACAACACACUGAGCCGCCGCACAGGUCGGGGCCGCCUCACCUGCGGGGCUGGACAGCAGCAUGAGUGGCCAGGACAAGCAGGAGCAGACUGCUGCAGGCAGCAGGAGGGUCAGUGGUCAUCAGGCGAAGCAACUUGCUGCUGGCAACUCCAGCAACAAAGGAGAGAGGAAGUUUGUGUGUCUGGAGUGUGGAAAAGGAUUCACCUCAAGGCAAGGCCUCAGAUAUCACACCCUUACACACACUGGUGUAAAGAACUAUGAAUGUAAGGAAUGUGGGAAAAAAUUCAGCCGGAAGAGUACCCUUAAGACACACACCCUUACACACACUGGUGUAAAGAACUAUGAAUGUAAGGAAUGUGGGAAACAAUUCAAUCAGAAGAGUAACCUUGAUGCACACACCCUUACACACACUGGUGUAAAGAACUAUGAAUGUAAGGAAUGUGGGAAACAAUUCAGCUGGAAGAGUAACCUUAAUAAACACACCCUUACACACACUGGUGUAAAGAGCUAUGAAUGUAAGGAAUGUGGGAAACAAUUCAGCCUGAAGAGUAACCUUAAUAAACACACCCUUACACACACUGGUGUAAAGAACUAUGAAUGUAAGGAAUGUGGGAAAAAAUUCAUUCAGAAGGGUUACCUUGAUAAACACACCCUUACACACACUGGUGUUAAAAGUCAUGAGUGUGAAGAGUGCGGGAAGAGAUUCAGUUUCAAGUGGACUCUUAACGAACACGUCUUCAGGCACUAUGACAUUAGGGAGUUCAAGUGUGAUGUUUGUGGAAAGCUCUUUAAGACAAAGAGUGACAUUGCCAGUCACAUGAAGACCCACUUCUGAACUGUGUCUGUCUACAUUAAUUAUAUAGACCAGGUUGUUAGCAGCAGCUGAGCCUGACAGGGAGAGGUCAAAGUGAUCAUGUAAGAUAAAGAAGAAAGAAGGUUUGCCUGUGAAGUGAUGGGAGGAGAGGAGCCACACGAAGAAGUGGAAGGGGAAAUACUAAUGGCUGACUUUCCACAGCUGUGGCAGCUGCACUGGGCCUGGAGCCCAAUUGAGGCUCACAACUACAUGAACUACUUGAUCCUCUGCAAGGUGGGUCAAGGGAAUGUCACAUAACACUACAGCAGCUGGAAUAUGUACUUAUAAACACUUGAGGCUCACACCUACAUGAUCUACUUGCUCCUCUGCAAGGUGGGUCAAGGGAAUGUCACAUAACACUACAGCAGCUGGAAUAUGUACUUAUAAACACUUGAGGCUCACACCUACAUGAUCUACUUGCUCCUCUGCAAGGUGAGUCAAGGGAAUGUCACAUAACACUACAACAGCUGGAAUAUGUAUUUAUAAACACUUGCUGCAGCAAAAGAUUCAAUACCUUACAGUGGUGUGCCUCACCCAAGAGCACCACAGAGGCAAGUGCUUCCAGCACCUCUCCGGCCAUUGUACUGCCCUGCCUCAGAAGUGUCCUAGACGAGCCUCAAAACGUGUCUUGUGUUUUGGAAGGUUGGCCAGUGUGGAGGGGCUGCAGUGGUCUGGCGGUCAGGGGCCCAGGUUGCUGAUCGGAGGGGCGACAGUUUGCGCCUCUCCCUGGCAGCUGUUGGUGGGAUGGGCACGCACUGGCAUGCACUGGGCUGCUUGACAAUGGUGCUCUGUCCCCCUCCCUUGGGCUGUGUCCCCAAUAAGUGGUGAAAAAGUUGAAUGAAUGAUUGAACAGCUCUGAAUGCCUGCAACCAUCAAGGACGACUGGAAUUGGCCAGGAAAGUUGUUUUUUAAUGAAAAUUGAAAAAAAGAAACAUUAUAGAAAAAGAUGAAUAUUAAAGGGAAGGAACAUCAACAUGCCAGAAGUGUCACUGCCAAGGCAAUACUUGGAUCCCACAGCAACAGUCUCACCUCAGCUCUCCCUGACCUUGUUGUUGGCAGGGUGUGCUGGCCUGUGCCUCCCUCCCCCCCUGCUGCCUCCAUGCUGAGAAAGGACCGAGAGAGAAGCAGACGGCCCGUGAAGUGAUACAAGGCGACAGAUGUGGCAACAAGAGGAAGGUUGUUGCUGCUGCACACUGUCGGAGGCAGGGUGUGCUGGCCUGUGCCUCCCUCCCCCCUGCUGCCACCAUGCUGACAGACAGAAGCAGACGGCCCAUGAAGUGAUACAAGGCGACAGAGGUGGCAACAAGAGGAAGGUUGUCGCUGCUGCACACUGUCGGAGGCAGGGUAGGCUGGCCUGUGCCUCCCUCGCCCCCUGUUCCCGCCGGGACUGACUUGGAGUGGCCGUGGCAGUACAGUUUCUUGACGUUCUUCACAAAGGGUUCUUCAGGCGCGAGAGGCUGGAGGAGAUGAAGGCACACCGGGCGAUGCUGCAGCGUGCCCCCACCGGCGUCAGUAACCCAGCAGCCAUCGGGGAGCAGAGCCACAGCCGCCAGCCGCCAGCCGCCGGUGUACGUACUGUCUGUGUUGGGAUGGCCUGGUUAUCGUAGACAGAGCGCCACGCCAAAGAUUCCCAAGUGUUGUUGUGACGUGUAAGUCUGUAUGGAGUUGGUGCAGUGUAGAUGUGAUGGAUGUGGUGGGAAAAUGGGGGAUACCUGGGAAAAAUGAAAAUGGAGACUGCCUUGUGGAUGUCUGUGCUGAGAGGGGAAUGUUCCUAGCGAACACCUUCUUUCAGCACAAGAAUAUCCACCGAUACACAUGGAGGAGGGGAGAAGAAAACGAGCAAAAAGGAUUGAUUGAUUAUGUGGCAGUAGAUGAAAGGCUUAGAAAAGAAAUUUGUGACGCGAAGGUAGUAAUAGGAAUGUUCGAUGGAUCUGACCAUCUUGCAGUGCUGGCAAAGUUAAAGCUGAAAGAAAAGUGGGUGUUUGAAAAGAAAGGUGAAGUAAAAAAGGAAAUACUGAAGAUAGAAAAGUUACAGGAAAAAGAAAUAAAAGAUGAGUAUAACCGUGAAAUGGCAGAGGCCUUAAGUGAAAAAUGGGGAAGUGUAAAAGAUAAUACAAAUAUUGAAAAAGUUUUUGGAACAUUUAAAGAAAUAAUAGUAACUACAACAACAAAAGUGUUAGGGAUGAAAGUGGUGAGAGAUGGAAAAAGAAAAGGAAAUUCAUGGUGGAUAGAAGAGAUAAGGAGGAUAGUAAAAGAGAAAAGGGAACUUUUUAAGAACACUCAAGAAAGAAAUGUGGCUGAACAAGUAAAAAGGGAAAGGAAAAAGAAAUAUAGAGAAUGCAAAAUGAAAUUAAAACAAGCAAUAAAAGAAAGUAAGAAGAGAGUUGAUGAAGACUUUGGAAAAAGACUAAGUGAAAAAUAUAAAGGGAACAGGAAAUCAUAUUGGAAAGAGGUAAAAAAUGAAAGAAAUGCAGAAAAUAUCUCCUCAAGUAAAAUAAAUGAAGUUAUGGAUGAGAAUGGAAAGAUGUUGAAAGACGGGGAAGCUGUGAAGGAGAGAUGGAGAGAAUGUUUAAAAAACUUAAUGAAUUUUGAGGAUGGACGUCCAGCAGUUUUGAGUAGAGGUUGAGGAGGAGUAUAUAAAGAAAGAAGUAUAACAAAUAAAGAAGUAAAUCAGGCAAUAAAAAGAUUAAAAAAUGGAAAGGCAGCAGGAAUUGAUGGAAUCACAGGAGAAAUGUUGAAGUGUUGAGGAGAUGUAGUUGUUAAAUGGAUGGUCAAGAUAUGUGAAGUAGCAUGGGGGGGGGGGGGGGUGCCAACAGACUGGACAAAAGCCAUCAUUGUCCCAGUUUACAAGGGGAAGGGCAGGAGAGGGGAAUGUGGGAGCUAUAGAGGUAUAAGUCUCCUGAGUAUACCCGGAAAGGUAUAUGGAAAAGUCAUAAUAGAGAGGGUGCAAAGACUUACAGAAGAGAAAAUCAGUGAAGAACAAGGAGGCUUCAGGAAGGGAAGGGGAUGUGUGGAUCAGAUAUUUGCCUUCAGGAUGGUAGUAGAAAAAAUAUUAGCAAAAGGAAAGAAACUAUAUGCUGCCUUCAUGAAUUUGGAAAAAGCUUAUGACAGAGUCGAUUGGAUUGCAUUGUGGGAUGUUUUAAAGAUUUAUGGUAUGGGAGGAAAACUGCUUAGUGCAAUAAAGUCUUUCUAUGAGGAUG
This is a messenger RNA of Eriocheir sinensis (Chinese mitten crab), 5348 nucleotides long. RefSeq lists its product as uncharacterized. The record is from RefSeq and is a predicted model, not a curated record. Bases 3833 to 4774 code for a protein of 313 amino acids. NCBI's taxonomy places the organism in Eukaryota, Metazoa, Arthropoda, Malacostraca, Decapoda, Varunidae. The transcript is spliced from 5 exons.